Varroa destructor (honeybee mite) is the source of this 2432-nucleotide messenger RNA. RefSeq lists its product as uncharacterized. Lineage: Eukaryota; Metazoa; Arthropoda; Arachnida; Mesostigmata; Varroidae. The record is from RefSeq and is a predicted model, not a curated record.
AAUAACGAUGUUGUGCAUACAAUGAAUGAAAGCGAAAAACAAGCAUAGUACCCCCGUUGACUAGCGUAGUCAAGCUCGAGUGCGAUUGCUGAAAAUGACGGCAACGCUAACAGUUUUAACAGCACUCUUAGCUUACAUAGAGAUCUCGAAGUCGAAAUUACGGUGUGAGGGUGCGGUGCAUAUAAGCUCCGACUGGGAGGAUAAGACAGAUAAUCUGCUCCAAGAACUACCCUCAUUUGGAACAUGUUGGAUGGACAUUGAUAGUCAGGACGUAUCUGGCUGUUUAAGUGGCAAGUUUUCUUAUGAGGACCGUCUGCGGUGGGCCGAACAUUUAUCGCGAUGCUUUCUGGGCCUUGUAAGACAGAAUGUGCCCUGUGCUAAAAAUUCUAGAUUUUGUGAUGUCCAGGCCCUACUUCGACAAGACCCAAAGACGAAAAACGUCUUUACAUCGUUCUUUAAUGAAACCUAUUCGUUUUGCGGAUUUAUUUCAUCGCUGAAACGAACUCGGGCGUCACUUGAAACAAUUAAGACGGUGGCAGGUGAGGUCCGUGAGGCACUUGUUAACGUUUCAGCAUUAUUGAUACAUGAAAGAGUUGUUUUGGGCGAAACAACUUCUAGUCGGAGAAAGGUUUUCGCAGAGUCGCUUGCAGCCCAGAGGGAUGCACUCCGUUUGUCGCUCGAGACAAAAGCCGCCACCCUCCAAAAAUUCGUAAAAUACACGUCCACUGCAACUUUCGAUCGAAUCGUCGGUUUCGUUCAAUUCAUAACAGAACACAGCGACCUGUUUGAAUUGCUGUUGAGUUUGACGUUACCAUUUGCCAUGUGCUGGUCUAUAACAAUUGGUGAACUCACAGAAUCGGCCCGAGUACCGUUAAUGUUGCUAUGGGCUUGCUCAGCUAUCGUCAACCAUCUACUUCGGGACAGCGUUGCUACGGGAUUAAAGUCAUCGAUGCUUUUACUCACUGUUUUACUUUCGUUGGCUAUCUACGUUAUGCGCGGAUAUCGGUCGCUUCACAAAUACCAUGCAGAGAUCAGACGAUUACAAAGGAUUUCGGAGAAGACCAAUGUUCUGCUCGCCCAAACUAGAAGACUAGUUUAAUAGUUAUCCAGAAAAUUCCUCUGCAGACGCACUUUCUGCAUCUGACGUUGCCCAAUUGUGGCAGCUGCUUUAGGAAAUAGUCGCGCGCCGCUUCUAUGCUUGCGUUAAGGAUAUGUAGCUUACAGAUAGACUGAGCCUGCCGUCAUGGAGAUUGUGGUUGACCGUAACGUCAGUUCUAGCCAGGUGUUGCAACCGGCCAAUACAUACAAAUCGCGACAGGCUCAUGAACCCUUCAGAUGUUUCUUGCUCCUCUACUAAUCCGUGUCGUGGUCUCCAUUGCAAUAAAGGUGAAAUGGACGACAUCAUGCCUCAAAUAAGAUAAAAGGGAGGUUGAAGCUAUAUGAAACAAGAACCAUACUGCCCGCUUUGCAUCUUCGUUCCUACUUUUCGAAAAGAGGAAACUUGGCUUUUAAAAUUCCCUUCGAAAUUUUGAGACGCACACAACAGAGAGAGAUUUAAUAUAAUUCACAUUAUUGGAUAUUUUUCUUAUGCGAAAUUUCAGGUGCAGUGCAUCGUGUUUAUUGAUGCGUGCAGUGCACGUGAAGAAACAACAUGAGCGACGUGCCUUCCUAAUGCGCAAAGAUCACGCAAUGUUGCAUCACGCUGAUGACAAGGUCAACUGCGUAGGGGUUUGCAUACGAACCGAAGAAAAAAUAUCAGACAGUUUGGAUCAUAACCAGUGUGCAGGGUGAUAGCGCUUCGAACGCGAUGCUGUCAGCUUCUCUUUCGAGAACUUGGAAAUUUUACCCUAUGGAAGUUUAGAGUUGAAUUGUGAACUGUUUAAACCGAGUCGCCUGUCUGUGGGCCCACUUUGAGGAACACAUUCGCAUCCUCUAGGCGCAUCCUCUAGCGGUCGAGGUUUCGCAAAUCCGUCGGAAUAAAAUUUUAGUGUUUUAAGCAUCUCAUCGCGACCAUUCGCUGCUUCCAGGAAAAGGCUCACUCGCUAAUCAUAUAUACCAAGAAGAUCCAUACAUGCAGGCCUUAGUGGGAUUAAGCUGGGCCUUUAGAAAGAUGUCAACCCUGCUACAUUUCUUAAUACAGUGGUACUCUAAUAAUUUACAAUGGUUAAUAUUUUUAGAGAGUGUUGGAGAACAGAUGUCUUUCUGUUAGACUAAAAAAAAAUGGCAAAAAGCGAGUUCUUUUAAAUAGCACAGACCAAAAGCUCAGUCAGGAAAGCUAAUCGAACCUCUAUGCAGCAUCAUUCUAAGAAAAGGAAAAUUUCCUGUCGUCAAGGUCCUGUCGCGGCCAGCUCUGUUGCCACCUUGCGGAAAGGGGCAAAGCUUGUAGAUCAUUCGUUAUUCUCAAAAAGACAAUCUCUGACAAGAUAGACUCG